Messenger RNA from Microstroma glucosiphilum, 650 nucleotides. Its product is annotated as Metallo-hydrolase/oxidoreductase. The transcript is spliced from 2 exons. The record is from RefSeq and is a predicted model, not a curated record. Bases 12 to 635 code for a protein of 207 amino acids. NCBI's taxonomy places the organism in Eukaryota, Fungi, Basidiomycota, Exobasidiomycetes, Microstromatales, Microstromataceae.
GCCUCAUACUGAUGGAUACUGGCUGUGGGCGCAACAUCGUCGAGACCUGGGGUCCUGUCGCUGAUGUCUUCGCACCCGAGCAAGGGGGAGAAGAGUAUGAAUUGGACACAGCCAUCAAGAAUCUUGGCUACGACAUCAAGGAUGUCAAGAAGGUCAUCAUGGGUCAUCUGCAUCUCGAUCACGCCGGUGGUCUCACCUACUUUACCGGCACAGACACGGAGAUCUGGGUGCACAAGAUUGAGCUUGAGAACGCCUUCUAUUCUGCAGCCACGAAAGCAGAUAGCGCAGUCUACAUGGCUCACUACCUCCAAUUGAGCCUGAAUUGGAAGUGCUUCACUGGCCAGACGUACGAUUUUGCUCCAGGUCUCACAAUUCACCAUCUCCCAGGUCACUGCCUUGGCCUCUGUGGCCUUCAGGUUAACUUGCAGGACACCGGUACGCUGAUCUUCCUAAACGAUCAUGCUCACAUCCAGGAGAAUUACGAUGGCAGUCCUCCAGGCUGGCUGGUGCGUGACUACCAGGCCUGGUUUGAAAGCAAUCAGCGUAUCAAGAAAUUGCAGAAAACCACUGCUGCACAAGUCUUCCCAGGCCAUGAUUUGAUGGUCAGUAAGCUCUAUGGCAAGGUCUGGCAGUGAUGGCAGGGUGGACAG